CCUGGUUUCCUCCUUCCUCUGCUGAAACGAAAGUAACCCCACGCACUUCGCUUCCUUCUGCGGCUCCCUUCCUGGCGGGGCUGCCAUGGCUUGCGGGGCUCCUUUGCGGGGUCUCUGCGAGGAGACCACUUGCCCGGUUUGCCUGGAAUACUAUGCGAACCCCGUGACCACCCACUGCGGGCACAGCUUCUGCCGGGGCUGCGUGGCCCCUCUCUGCGGGGGCCCACGGGGGGCCUUCCCCUGCCCACAGUGCAGGGCGUCGGUUUCCCCGAAGAGCCUCAGGCCGAACCGACACCUGGCCAACAUUGUCGAGAUCGCCAAGAGCUUGCAAACUGGAGGCGGAGGAGGAGGAGGGACGUGGAAGGCUUGCCAGCGUCACCAGGAGCCCUUCAAGCUCUUCUGCAGGGAUGAUGAGGCUCCCAUCUGCGUGGUCUGUGACCGAUCCACGGAGCACAGGGGCCACCGGGUGAUCCCCAUCGACGAAGUGGCCCAGGAGUACCAGGAUAAAAUCAAGGCCCACCUGAAGUCCCUGAAGGCUGAGCGAAAAAACCUUGAAGACCAGAAAUUGGCAAGACAACUGAGAGUGCAAGACCACUUGAAUCAGAUAGAAACAGAAAGGCAGAUGGUUGCCUCUUUUUUUGAGAAAAUGCAGGCGUUUCUGGAAGAAAAAAAGCAUGUCUGCCUUGGUCAGCUGGGAGAGUUGGAGGAAAAAAUAAAGAAAGGAGAGGAAGAAAGCCUCACUGAAGUGUCUGCAGAGAUUUCCCGACUCAGUCAGAGGAUUACAGAGAUAGAAAAGAAGUGCCAGCUGCCUGCAAGUGAAUACCUCCAGGACAUCAGAAAUACCUUAAGCAGGUACAAAAAUAAUUUACCUGCACAUGGGCCAGACCUUUCUCCCCAAUUUGAAGAGAAUCUCAGAAUUUAUUUCGAGAAGAACUUUGAUCUAAGAGAGGCUAUGAAAGAGUCUCAAGAAUCUCUGGAGCAAGCUCUGAAAACAGCCAGCUGGGAACACAAUCUCUUCAUGGAUUCUCUGAAACAAGGCAUGAAUCAAGUAAGCGUGACUCUGGAUCCUAUCACAGCACAUCCUCGACUCUUUGUGUCAGAGAAUCUGAAGGCUUUGAGAUGGGACAGGGUUCCUCAAGAUCUGCCUUACCAUCCGGAGAGGUUCAAGAAACAGCCCUGCAUUUUGGGUCAGGAGAAGUUCACCUCGGGAAAGCAUUGUUGGGAGGUGGAGAUCCUGGAGGGGGAAAUGGUGGAAGAAGAUCUGGGGGGAGAAGCAGCAUGGGCAAUCGGGAUAGCAAGAGAUUCUGUCGAGCGGAAGGAAUAUUUCAACCUUCAUCUUGAUGAAGGGAUCUGGGCUGUGGGGAAGGCAUGUGAGGACAUAUCUGUGCCUUGCCAAAUCUCAGCUUUUACUGCUGAGCCAAUGACUUUGGUCUUGAAGAACGAACCCAAGAGGAUCCGUGUCAGCCUGGAUUGUGAAGCAGGUCAAGUGGAUUUUCAUGACGCUGAUACCGACGACCUUAUCUUCUUUUUCAGCUCAGCAUCAUUCUUUGGGCAUCAGAUCCGACCCUUUUUCUACACAAGAGGGUGGGAGUUCAACUUGAAGUGCUGACUCAAGAGGAGAACCACCUCUUUCAUUAAUUUCCCCCAAUAUUGGUAGCUUGUGACUUCACUGUAGAAUGUAAACAGUUUGGCAACACUUGAACUGCCAUGGCUCAAUGCUGUGGAGUCUUGGGACUUGUAUUUUUAACUAGGUCUUUAGCCUUCUCUGCCAAUAGGGCUGGCUGGUACCUCACCAAGCUACAUCACUUGUGAUUUCUUAGCAUUGAUCCAUGGCAGUUAAAGUGGUGUCAAACUUCAUUCUUUCUGCAGUGUAGAUGCACCCUUAGUGCUUUAUCACACUAGAGCAGUGGUUCUCAACCUGUGGGUCCCCAGAUGUUUUUGCCUUCAACUCCCAGAAAUCCUAAUAGCUGGUAAACUGGCUGGGAUUUCUGGGAGUUGUGGGCCAAGACACCUGGGGAUCCACAGGCUGAGAACCACUGCACUAGAGCUGAAAGAGUAGCAAAGAUCAUGCAUCCCAUCUGGAAUCCUGUGGCUGCCUCCUAUAGAAUUAUUGGGCUUAUAGUUUAGUGAGACCUUGGACUUCUGUGACUGAGCAUUCUAAAGUCCGUCCCCCCCCCCAAAAAAAACCCUGCAAUCCCCAGAUUUCUGCAGGAAGCAGUCACAGGAUUUCAGAUGGGAUAUAUACUCUUUAACUACUCUUUCAGCUCCUGUGUGAUGCCGGCCCAAGUCUGUAGAGGCAAAAAGUGAAGACAAGAGGCCAUGAACUGCAAAGCCACAGUAGGAUCCCCAUGUCAGUGGGAUCUGUACCUAACUGCAUCUGUCAAAAUGUCAUAUCUGGGAAUGUUUUAGGUCUUUCA
Anolis carolinensis (green anole) is the source of this 2417-nucleotide messenger RNA. RefSeq names its product zinc finger protein RFP. NCBI's taxonomy places the organism in Eukaryota, Metazoa, Chordata, Lepidosauria, Squamata, Anolidae. The record is from RefSeq and is a predicted model, not a curated record. Bases 86 to 1609 code for a protein of 507 amino acids. The transcript has 8 exons. Gene Ontology annotation, cellular component: cytoplasm. Gene Ontology annotation, molecular function: protein binding; zinc ion binding; ubiquitin protein ligase activity. Gene Ontology annotation, biological process: regulation of gene expression; innate immune response; protein ubiquitination.